ACUGUAUGUACCCGCCUAAAACGCCUCACUGAACCAUUUACGGAGAGACACAGACAAAAAAAAAUGCAAGAGAAAUCAGAAAUGGCGAACAAGAACCCUAAGAAGGUUAAUCUCUUAGAUCAUCAUUCCAUCAAACACAUCCUCGAUGAGACCGUGCCUGAGAUUGUUAGCAGUCGAGGUUAUGUGGAAGACAUGAGAACGAGCAAUAUCAGGUUGAUGAUUGGAUCAAUUAUCAUUGUCAUUGCGUUGGUUGUUCAAUUUUACAACAAGAAGUUUCCAGAGAAUCGCGAUUUUUUAAUCGGAUGUAUCGCAUUGUAUUUAGUUUUCAAUGUGAUAUUGCAGCUAUUCAUCCACACAAAGGAAAAGAACGCAAUCUUGUUUACUUUUCCUCCUGAGGGUUCCUUCUCCAGCACUGGUUUGGUGGUUUCUUCCAAAUUGCCAAGAUUCUCCGAUUUGUACACACUUACCAUUGCAAGUGCAGAUCCAAAAUCAAUUUCUGCAGGGCAGCCAGUGAAGCUAACCAAAAGUGUCACUCAAUGGUUCACCAAGGAUGGAGUUUUGGCGGAGGGCCUAUUCUGGAAAGAUGUUCUAGCUCUAGUUGAUGAGUAUACAGCAGAACCGAAGAAGAAGAAGAAGUAAUUGAUCUUAAACUUCAGAACUCUCGUGACAGAUUAUUAUUGAGGAAGCAAAGAUCUAAUGCGAUUGUCAUUUAAUACAGAUAUUUUUCAUAAUUAAGAUGCUUGCAUCGGAAAAUUUUGGACCAAAUCGAAUGAAUCAACUUUAGACUACA
Messenger RNA from Mangifera indica (mango), 790 nucleotides. Its product is annotated as probable signal peptidase complex subunit 2. Gene Ontology annotation, cellular component: membrane; signal peptidase complex. The transcript is spliced from 5 exons. The record is from RefSeq and is a predicted model, not a curated record. Gene Ontology annotation, biological process: protein targeting to ER. Lineage: Eukaryota; Viridiplantae; Streptophyta; Magnoliopsida; Sapindales; Anacardiaceae. The coding region runs from base 64 to 639 and encodes 191 amino acids.